GUCUAGCCUGGGCCUGGGCGCCGGGCCUAAGCCGGCAGCGCCAGGAGGGGAGUUCAGAAGACUGUCGCCCGGCAUGGGGCGCCGCGAGGGCAUCGCCCGCCCGGAAGCUGCCGUGCCGGCCCGAUUUUCCGCAGUUCUAUAAGGAGUUGAGCUUCGGUAGCCGGGGAGCUGGAGGGGAACCUGAUUUGAGAUCAAUUCUUGGAGAACACAAAGAAGUGUGGUGGUAUGUUCCAGGGUUGAACCAGCUGCCCUUUGACCCUGCCAACAACAACGAGCCCCUGCAGUUUGGCAGUACCAGUGGCCCUCUGGUCACAGAAGGCCUCAUUGAGAAUGGAGGGGAGUCAAGCAAGAAAAGAAAGAGAACAAAUGCUCCUUCAGGAGCCCCAUUAUUAUACUCUGUUUUCAGAAAAAGCUGGUAUGAGCAUUCAACUGAUAAUAGUAGAACUCUGAGUGUGGAUUCCACUACAAUGACACUACCUAUGUCUGAUCCAACUGCAUGGGCCACAGCAAUGAAUAAUCUUGGAAUGGCACCGCUGGGAAUUGCCGGACAACCAAUUUUACCUGACUUUGAUCCUGCUCUUGGAAUGAUGACUGGAAUUCCACCAAUAACUCCAAUGAUGCCUGGCCUGGGAAUAGUACCUCCUCCGAUUCCACCAGAUAUGCCAGUAGUAAAAGAGAUCAUACACUGUAAAAGCUGCACACUCUUCCCUCCAAAUCCAAAUCUUCCACCUCCUGCAACCCGAGAACGACCACCAGGAUGCAAAACAGUAUUUGUGGGCGGCCUGCCUGAAAAUGGUACAGAGCAGAUCAUCGUGGAAGUGUUUGAGCAGUGUGGAGAGAUCAUUGCUAUUCGGAAGAGCAAAAAAAACUUUUGUCACAUUCGCUUUGCUGAGGAGUACAUGGUGGACAAAGCCCUUUAUCUUUCUGGUUACCGCAUUCGCCUGGGCUCUAGCACUGACAAAAAGGACACAGGUAGGCUUCAUGUUGAUUUUGCACAGGCUCGAGAUGACCUGUAUGAGUGGGAAUGCAAACAGCGUAUGCUUGCAAGAGAGGAACGCCACCGUAGAAGGAUGGAAGAAGAAAGGUUGCGCCCACCAUCCCCACCUCCAGUGGUCCACUAUUCAGAUCAUGAAUGCAGCAUUGUUGCUGAAAAACUAAAAGAUGAUUCCAAAUUCUCAGAAGCCGUGCAGACCUUGCUCACCUGGAUUGAGCGAGGAGAGGUGAACCGUCGCAGCGCCAACAACUUCUACUCCAUGAUCCAGUCGGCCAACAGCCACGUCCGCCGCCUGGUGAAUGAGAAAGCUGCCCAUGAGAAAGACAUGGAAGAAGCAAAGGAGAAGUUUAAGCAGGCCCUUUCUGGAAUUCUCAUUCAAUUUGAGCAGAUAGUAGCUGUGUACCAUUCCGCCUCCAAACAAAAGGCUUGGGACCACUUCACAAAAGCCCAGCGUAAAAACAUCAGCGUUUGGUGUAAACAAGCUGAGGAAAUUCGCAACAUACAUAAUGAUGAAUUAAUGGGAAUCAGGCGAGAAGAAGAAAUGGAGAUGUCUGAUGAUGAAAUAGAAGAAACAACAGAAACAAAAGAAACUGAGGAAUCAGCCUUAGUAUCACAGGCAGAAGCUCUGAAAGAAGAAAAUGACAGCCUCCGUUGGCAGCUUGAUGCCUACCGGAACGAGGUGGAACUGCUAAAGCAAGAACAAGGCAAAGCCCACAGAGAAGAUGACCCAAACAGGGAACAGCAGCUGAAACUCCUGCAGCAAGCCCUGCAAGGAAUGCAACAGCAUCUACUCAAAGUCCAAGAGGAAUACAAAAGGAAAGAAGCUGAACUUGAAAAAAUCAAAGAUGACAAGUUACAGGUGGAAAAAAUGUUGGAAAAUCUUAAAGAAAAGGAAAGCUGUGCCUCUAGACUGUGUGCAUCGAGCCAGGAUAGUGACUACCCUCUGGAGAAGACCCUGAACAGCUGUCCUAUCAAAUCUGAACGCGAAGCACUGCUAGUGGGGAUUAUCUCCACAUUCCUUCAUGUCCACCCAUUUGGAGCAAGCAUUGAAUAUAUCUGCUCCUACUUGCACCGUCUUGAUAAUAAGAUCUGUACCAGUGAUGUGGAAGGUCUCAUGAGCCGACUCCAGCAUACCUUCAAGCAGGAAAUGACUGGAGUUGGAGCCAGUCUGGAGAAGAGAUGGAAAUUCUGUGGCUUUGAGGGCUUGAAACUGACCUGAAUCCCUUUGCCUGACAACCUGGGAUCCUGAAAAUAAAUGUGUGUUGGACAAGCUUAGAAAGUGAUUUGUAUUUUCAAUCAUUUUCAAGUGGAAAUUGCUUUAAAUUUGUCAAUUCAUUCCUGGAAUAUCUUUUGAGUUAAAAUAAGGAUCCUAGAGCAGCACCUCAAGCUACAGGCCCUAUAAAGAAACUGACUCAAACCUCAAGUGCUGUAACUUCCUCCUUUUCUGUCAAUUGGUUGUCUCUUUUUAUUAGUAUUUAAAAAGGCCUGAGGCUACAGAGUAUUUGGGGUGUUUUCAGUGUCUGUACUACUGUUGUAGACUUUAGUAUUUUUUAAACACUGUUAGUUAACUGAAAUGUUUUGAUGAUUUAUAUGUGAUUUGUGUUUCAGAACUUCUCUUCACAUUAAUGUUGCUAGUGGUGAGAGGAAUGAGAGGAGCACUAGGGACUCCAUAACUGACAUUGUCUUUCCAAUUCCCAGUAGGCCAGUAAGUGAAUAACACAUCAGUGUCUUCUAGAAGGUGCUUGACCAGGUUCACCUUUUAAAAGACAAAGCAUGGUUUGUGGCUUUUUACAAAAUUACUGUGAACGAAAAGUUGACAAAUGUUUCAAAGUUAUUUUCUCUAAUGUAUCAGAUAAAAGGUUUAUUUCAGAAUUAAAAAAAAAAGCUAGAUGUAUUCACAGAAAACAAGUGUCCAGUAUGACUGGCAUGUGUAUGUCGUAUUCAGAAUCACCUUGUAAAUAGCCUGCUUUUAAAGGAGGGCAUGUUUAGUUUUCUAUGAAUUAAAACACACGUGUGUGCUCACACACACACACACACACAUACACAUUAGGAGAAGGGAUUUAUUUUGAUAUGCUUCCCCUCUCGUCUUCUUACAAAGUCUGGUGGUCCCUUUUCUUCUGCUGUCAGUGUGUUGAAUUGCAAACCAUGUACUGCUGUAAAUACUAUGUUUACUUCAUGCUGAAUGUCUGCAAAGAGUUGAUGAUAUGAGUAUUAAUAGAAAAUUCCUGGUAAUGAAUAAAUAGUGGGCUAGGGUGUGUGAAGCUUUGCACAAAUAGGUCGGCUCCACCUGGAGUGCUGAGAACUGGGACUCCUCCAGUUCUGCAGUGCCCAUCCGCAGAUUACAAUGGCAGAGUGUGCGUGGACCAGUCAGGAAGUCCUGGUUGAUGGAAAAGAAAUGGAAAGGAUGAGAACUGGGGACUAAUUUCCUGAGGCAGAGAUGGUCUUUUCUUCUGUGGUGUUGGUGGUGCUUGUAAUAACAUAAGCAUGCCCUCCCUUGAGUCUUGAUUGAAAAUAAGAGAAUGUACUAAGUAAGCAAAGCCAGUGAAGAGUAUUUCACAAAAAUACUUUGUAAAUCAGAUGUCAGUAGUGUUCAAAGUUGUAUUUUUAAAAGAUAAAUAUUCCUUUUUUAUACCUCAGUUUGGUGUCCUGUUUUGAAUUGCUUGCUCUCUUAAGUAAUCCUUUAGUAAAUCAUCUCAAUUUCUUCCUUUGAGUUACCAGAAUAUUGGAAGAAGAUGCUAAACCUUCUGCUUUGACAGCUAGAAACAGGAUUCCACAGCAGCCCAUUCAUGCUGAAAGCUGGCUUCCCCCUAAGCAACCAGCUGUGCCACCAGCAGGAAGCGAGGGUUAUUUUUACAGUAGCUUCCUCACUGAAGCAUCUCUGUCAUCAGCGCUACAGAAG
Balaenoptera musculus (blue whale) is the source of this 3893-nucleotide messenger RNA. RefSeq names its product ecto-NOX disulfide-thiol exchanger 2 (gene ENOX2). Gene Ontology annotation, biological process: ultradian rhythm. Bases 468 to 2213 code for a protein of 581 amino acids. Gene Ontology annotation, cellular component: external side of plasma membrane; plasma membrane. Lineage: Eukaryota; Metazoa; Chordata; Mammalia; Artiodactyla; Balaenopteridae. Gene Ontology annotation, molecular function: protein-disulfide reductase activity; RNA binding. The transcript is spliced from 16 exons. The record is from RefSeq and is a predicted model, not a curated record.